Messenger RNA from Hippopotamus amphibius kiboko, 2026 nucleotides. RefSeq names its product zinc finger C2HC-type containing 1C (gene ZC2HC1C). The transcript is spliced from 3 exons. The record is from RefSeq and is a predicted model, not a curated record. Lineage: Eukaryota; Metazoa; Chordata; Mammalia; Artiodactyla; Hippopotamidae. The coding region runs from base 107 to 1699 and encodes 530 amino acids.
GCGGCCGGCUGUUGCGGGAGGGUGUGUAGUCGCCAAAACUAAGUCUUGGGGUUUCCCCUGAGCAGGAGCGGUCCCUGAGAGCCUCAGGUUUCAGUCCAAGCUCCGAAUGGCUGGUCUCCAGUUGGCGCUGCCUCUGCCUGUGGGCAUUAUGCUCCCACAUAAUAAAGCGGAAGCUCCAGAGCUCCACUCAACGAAACAAGAUCCCCAUGAAAAAGGUGACUCUUCCCAGCAGUCCUCUAUGAGGCACCUGAGGAACAAUUUCCAGCAGAAGCUUUUGAGCAAUGAGGAGCUGAUGCUGGAUAAUCUCUACACUCACCCCAAAUGGAACACCUGCACAAAAGCCCGGAGCUACUCUUAUCCCCAUUGUGCUGGAAUCAGCCCGCAAGAUGCAAGGAGCAAUCCUCAGGGCCAAGCAAAGGGUUCGUUUUACUUAUCAGGGCCCCAGUCCUGGUACCCCAAAGCAAAUCACCAGGAGCUCAUCCCCUUUACAAAGAAGCGAGUUGGGGUGGACCGGGCAUACCCACUGAAACCUGUGUUUCACCGGAAGUCCCAUAGUACAGGUGAGGCUGGCACUGAUGGGAACCAGAACAUCUCUCCAAGACCCCCUGGGCAAAGAAAGUUUUCAUAUAGUGGCUUCAGUUCAAGGAACUGGGUGAAUUCAUCUGUAGCUGGUACCGUUGCUGCCACGCAGGAGGAAAGGGUCAUUGCAGACCCCAACAGGACAGAGUGGAUGCAGAUCCAAAGACUGGAAGCUGCAGGGGAGAGUUUAGAGGAGGAAAUCCGCAGAAAAGAGACUCUACUGAGGGAAAAGCUGAAGAAGACAGAGGAGGAACUCAGAAGGAUCCAGAAGGAGAAAGAACAGGCUGAGGAAAACGAAAAGAGAGAGCUGCACAGAAUGGUCCUCUCCGGGAGGAGAGUUACAGGCAGUAGCAACACCACAUACAAACCUGUCUUCUCCCCAGAAUUCAUGUCCGAGGACGUCUUCAGUAGAGACAAGGGAGAGGAUGAAACUUGGGGACGAUUUCAAGAAAGUUCUAGUCCAUUCCAGUUCUCUGAUUAUGAAAUUCAGAAGCUCAAAAGAGAAAGACUGGUGGCAAGCAAUAACAAAAUCCGAGACCGAGUCUCAGGGCCAUUGAAGGGGAAGUUUUGUCAAGCUUCAGAAGCACCACUCAGGGCUUUGUGGAGAUCCACCAGCAAUUCUAGCUUGCCUAGGGCACCAGACUCCUUGGGCUCCAGCUGUUCCACUGAAGAGCCAGAACUGGGUGAGUGCAGCCACUGUGGCCGAAAGUUUCUCUUGCUUAGGCUGGAGAGACACUCCAACAUCUGCUGCAGGAUGCAGGGUUCCAAGAGAAAAGUGUUCGACUCCUCCAGGGCCCGGGCAAAGGGCACAGAACUAGAGCAGUACUUGAACUGGAAGGGACCAGUCUCAGUCAAGGCUGAACCUCCUCACAAGAGCAACUGGAGACAGAAGCAUGAAUCUUUUAUCCGUACCCUCCGUCAGGCUCGAGAGGUCCAGGAGGUAAUUGCCAAAGGUGGAAACCCCUCAGACCUGCCUCCCAUCCUGCCUACAGAAAAUCCAGACUACAUUCAGUGUCCUCACUGUAGCCGCCACUUUGCUCCCAAGGUGGCAGAGCGGCACAUUCCCAAGUGUAAGACCAUCAAGAAUCGUCCUCCGCCUCCAAGGAAGCAUUACAGUUGAGCAGACAACAGUGGAAACCUCCUCAGUAGUCCAGAAGGCUCUGCUUCUCUUUAGCAGUAAAAUGGAAGUAGGAUAAUUUGAUUCAGAGCAGGAAGAACUAAAACUUUUACGUAAAUCUCCCAGGUCUGCCUGCAGAGCUGAACUUGGUGAAGAGAGACCCAUUACUAAGCAGCAGGAGGCAAAAGAAAGCCUCAGCUUUCCACUAAAUCACCGCCUCUGGCUCGUGUGCUUUAUGUUAUUGCCCUUAAGAAAUGUUGGGUGAAGACAUGUAAGAGUAGCAAGUAGGCUACAUUAAAGCUCUCUUCUGGCAAGCCUGAUUAUGGUUUG